AUGAACAGUGAUUGUAGAUUCAUAAUUCAGGUGUGGGGUUACGACGAAAAACAACCACAACUUGUUGAGCAUAUUAUUAAGCGAAUGAUAGGCUUCAAACCGGAUCCUCUCCGUUUUGAUGCCUUAUUUGACGAAGUAAAGCGUUGGCUUAAGAACUCUGCGCUCGCGGAUCCUAUUUCGCUAUCAGAUUACUAUAUUCCUGCAGCUACUAAAAGAUCGGUGCUGGACCAACAAGCAGCUGCUCGUCGUAUGCGAAGGAAAGUGUAUUUCUCUGGAAUUCCGGAAGUUGUUGCACUAAGUCCCAUGAUACGGUUGAACUGA
This is a messenger RNA of Cooperia oncophora, 321 nucleotides long. Lineage: Eukaryota; Metazoa; Nematoda; Chromadorea; Rhabditida; Trichostrongylidae. The record is from the annotation of a GenBank genome assembly.